UCCACCAGCGGUAGCAGCACCACUAUCGUUCCAUCGGCAGCUCCGUCAUCGGCAGUCAGCGAAAGAACGAGGUCUUCCGUUCCGGCAUAAUAGUCGUGCGAGUUGGCAGUCGCGUGGUCCGUGUGCUUCAGCGUUUUCGUGUUCCGAUUACCGAUCCCGUGUUCCCGAGAGGCGAGAAGGAAAAGGACGUGUUCGCGGCUAGUUUCGCGUGCGUUUGGUUCAGUGGUUGUGUAGUUCGCUUCUGUCCAACAACAUGAAUGAAGAAUACGACGCGAUCGUGCUGGGCACCGGGCUCAAAGAGUGCAUACUCUCCGGUAUGCUGUCGGUCAGCGGGAAGAAGGUGCUCCACGUAGAUCGCAACAAGUACUACGGCGGCGAGUCAGCCUCCAUUACGCCGCUGGAGGAUUUGUUCGCGAAAUUCAAGGCGCCUACGCCGGAUGAGAGCUACGGUCGUGGCCGCGACUGGAACGUUGAUUUAAUUCCCAAGUUCCUGAUGGCGAACGGGUUGCUGGUGAAGCUACUAAUUCACACCGGUGUGACACGUUACUUGGAGUUCAAAUGCGUCGAGGGUUCGUACGUCUAUAAGUCCGGGAAGAUUUCGAAGGUGCCGAUCGACCAGCAGGAGGCGUUGUCCAGUGACCUUAUGGGCCUGUUCGAAAAGAGGCGGUUCCGUAGCUUCCUCAUAUGGGUGCAGAACAUGCAGGAGGAUAAGCCCGAUUCUUGGGACGGCUUCGACCCGUUCAGCAAUAACAUGAGCGCUUUGUACAACAAAUUCAACCUCGACAAAAAUACUCAGGACUUCACGGGACACGCGCUAGCGCUUUAUAGGGACGACGAGUAUAUAGGCCAACGUGCAAUUACUACUAUAAGAAGAAUUAAAUUGUACAGCGAUAGUUUAGCGCGUUAUGGAAAAUCACCGUAUCUGUAUCCCAUGUACGGUCUGGGCGAGCUUCCUCAAGGCUUCGCCCGACUUAGCGCCAUUUAUGGUGGAACGUACAUGUUGGACAAACCGAUCGACGAAAUCGUCGUCAAAGACGGAAAGGUCGUCGGUGUACGAUCCGGAGACGAGGUUGCUCAGUGCAAACAAGUCUUUUGUGACCCGACGUAUGUACCUGAGCGCGUGAAGAAAGUGGGUCAGGUCAUAAGAUGCAUUUGUCUCUUAGAUCACCCGAUACCAGGCACAGGAGAUGCUUUGUCGACGCAAAUUAUUAUUCCUCAAAAACAAGUCAACCGCAACUCCGACAUCUAUGUGUCUCUGGUGUCGCAUACUCAUCAAGUGGCUGCGAAAGGAUGGUUCAUAGCCAUGGUGUCGACCACGGUCGAGACGAAGAAUCCGGAAGCCGAGAUCAAACCCGGCCUCGAUUUGCUCGGCCCUAUCAGGCAAAAGUUCAUAUCAGUAUCCGAAUACAUGGAGCCGACCGACGACGGUCUGAAUAGUCAGAUCUUUAUAUCGACGAGUUACGACGCCACAACGCACUUCGAGACCACCUGUUUAGACGUCCUCGAUAUAUUCAAGCGAGCGACCGGCGAGGAGUUCGACUUCAAAAAAGUGAAACAAGACCUAGGCGACGAGGACCAGUAACCGUACGACAGCUAGCGCAGCUGGUCAUUCUCGAAACUAGUUCAUCCUGAAUUUAACGAAAGAGAAAGAAACAAAACAAGAGUGAGCAACGUAAUUUAAUGCGUAAUCUUACCGACCGCGUCGGUGUUUAAUCGAGUCUCGAGGCGGAUACGAUCCGCCGAUAGGACUCACGCCUAAUAAUUCUAGGUUCUCUUUCGCGGAGAACUACUACCAAGGGCAGAACGGAAUAUUCGAACAUUUAUCUUUUUAAGUUUGUCUAAAUACCAUUCUACAUACUAUCCUUUAAUUACACAGUUUUCUUUUCUCUCCCCCCUUCCCCCCCUCUCUGGAAUACACACAGACACGACAUAUUCCGAAAUAGGGUUGACAAUGAAACUUGUACCGUUUGUGAUUUGAGUAUUUUCGAUACAUUCUGAACGGGGAACGAAAUAAAUGUUACAGGACGACUCGUGUGUUCUCCAUGUAUUUACCAUCACCAGUGCGUUUUGUAGCAACAAUUGUCACCACAUCACGGAUAUUUAUCUCAUGUUUUAACUGUCGAACAAAAGAGUAUAGAUAGAAUCGUUCAUCGAAAUUGUUGUAAAACAUUGUGGUACAAGACGAAUUAUUAAGAAAACCGGUAAAUUUGCACCCGGACGUCGAAAAUAGCGCGGCGGCGUCCCUGUUUUAGUCGUAGAAAACUAUAUCAUACUCCUGCACAUUUAGUUCCGGUAUCGUUUGAGACUCGAGACACCCACGUGUAUUUCACAGGAAUGCAAACCGAAAACAUAUGCAUACAAUAAGCCGAAUCUCUCGUAAAGAACAAUUGCCUGUAACUGAAAUAUAAUUACAGGAGAGAAUCUAUAUUGAAAUAUUAAGAGGGGAAAAAAAAGGAUUGAAAGAGCGGCCAAGCAUAUAAAUAUAUAAAUUAAAUAGAUAUAUAUGUAUAUUCUUUCUCGUUCUCAAGUAUUAGAAGAAUGAGAAUAUAGAGAAGAGGGAAUCGUUGAAACGUUGUUAUUUUAUGUGAGCUUGAGGGCCAGACAAUUUCCUUGUCCAGUAUUUAUGAUCAUUAUCAAUUGAGAGGACAUGAAUCGAGAGGGCAACUAUACACGACAUGCAUAUGUUGCUUUUAGAACCGCUAUGCGUGUGCAUUAAAUGUAUGCGUGGAUGUUUUAUUACCGAGCGAUUGGCUGUUCCUCAGAACUUUUAAUUCGCUUGCAUUCUUGCUUGAAAAAAAAAACUAUAAGCGCACUGAUUCACAAUGAUUCGUGUCACGUACGAAUUCAUUGGAAGACGGCCACGUGUUCCACCUUUACCUUUACCUAAAGUGUUACUCACGUAACUGUAAUGUGACGGUCGUCAGAAAAAGAAUAAACGGUAUUGUAUUAAUUUCAA
Megalopta genalis is the source of this 2956-nucleotide messenger RNA. RefSeq names its product GDP dissociation inhibitor (gene Gdi). Gene Ontology annotation, biological process: vesicle-mediated transport; protein transport; small GTPase-mediated signal transduction. Gene Ontology annotation, molecular function: Rab GDP-dissociation inhibitor activity. The record is from RefSeq and is a predicted model, not a curated record. Gene Ontology annotation, cellular component: cytoplasm. NCBI's taxonomy places the organism in Eukaryota, Metazoa, Arthropoda, Insecta, Hymenoptera, Halictidae.